Colossoma macropomum (tambaqui) is the source of this 3857-nucleotide messenger RNA. RefSeq names its product BBSome interacting protein 1 (gene bbip1). Gene Ontology annotation, biological process: cilium assembly; receptor localization to non-motile cilium. Gene Ontology annotation, cellular component: BBSome. Bases 90 to 320 code for a protein of 76 amino acids. The record is from RefSeq and is a predicted model, not a curated record. Lineage: Eukaryota; Metazoa; Chordata; Actinopteri; Characiformes; Serrasalmidae. The transcript has 3 exons.
CGCUGGCUGAGGGUUUCAGCGGCUGUGAGAGCAGAAGGAGAGAAGCGCCACUGCAGCGGAUAAACAGCUCUGGAGGUUGGAGAAGCACGAUGCCUGAGGUCAAGUCGAUGUUCAGAGAGGUUCUGCCCAAACAAGGUCAGUUGUCCAUGGAGGAUGUUCCCGCCAUGGUGCUGUGUAAACCAAAACUGCUGCCCCUGAAGUCCGUAACGCUGGAGAAGCUGGAGAAGAUGCAGCAGGAGGCGCAGGAGGUGAUAAAGCAGCAGGAGCUGGCCCUCAGAGAGCAGCAGCAGGCACAACCGGAGCAGGAGCAGGCUCAGUAGGGCACACUGUGAGGGGAUGAAGUGCGCACUUCCAUCAUGACCUAAUAUCACAACAUAUCGCUGUAGCUGGAGCCCAUCUGUAAUGAUCCAUCAGCGCCAAGCCGUUCCGCAUUGUUCGGUGUUCAGUUUGUAGUUUUGCUGUUUGCGUUACGUGAUUAUGUUUGACAUCCAAUAAGCUUCUCCUUUAAUGUGAAUGUGUUCGUGAAUUCAUAACGUCCUAAACUGGAGUUGAUUGAUGACAGGUGCAGUUUAGCUCCGCCCACCCACACUGAAGUUAUAAGGAGUGUUUCAGCUGGGUUGAUUUUUGAAUGGUGCACAAUAGAGUCAGCACGUGAGCACAGAGCUUAAUGGGCCUCAUUCACUAAUAUCUUAAUAUUAGUGUACUAUUAAGACACUAAUACUAACUAAUAUUAAGUUUGUUCUUCAGAAAAAAAUCUACAUCAGGGGCCGUACUACAGUCUGAGAUCUGCUUUGUUGUCAUGGCAACUUCAGUUAAGACUGAAGUUAAGGACAGAAGCCAUUACAGAACAACAGUUGUUAAGUCUGUAAUCUUGUCUUAUGUCCAGAUAAGAAAACCGUUUUUACAGAAGCAUCUCAAGUUGCCAAAAUAUCCUAAAUAUUUUCUUAACUUUAAGAUAAACCCCAGAUCUGUCUUAACUUCUGUUUAACCGUCUGUUUCUAUUGUUUUAUAUGCAGUGAUGGGCAGCACAGUUCACUGUAACCAGCAUAAUGACGCUACAUUUAUCUACCCUGAAAACUGCUUUGACUUUGACAGUGUUUAAGAGCCCCAGACGCUGCAGACACGACCUCCACCGCCCCCCCCUUAUCACCUUUGUGUGUUAAUGUUGAUGAUAAAAUAUUACAGUGAUGGUGGUGAAUAAUGAGGAGACAGAGCUGAACGUGUGUCUGUUUAUUAGGAGGAAUAACGUUAGCGCCCUCGGCUAAAGCGUUUGGGGAAAUGGAGACUGAAACUGAGAGCGGCGACUCUGAUAAACAGCACGAAGCGCUAAAACAAUAUUCUUAACUCUCAGUUUAUCGCGCUUCAGUUUUGUUUGACCUUUUUUACCUCAGUAACGGUAGCUAACGUUAGCUGCCUGGCUAACUAACUUGAUUACGUGUUUACGUUUCAGCUGUGCCGGUAUGGUCGGUUGCUAGGCAACAGACACGACAGUUGAUUGUCAACCUCAAUCGAGUAAGUUAAGAUUUCCUAACUUGAGAUGAGAAAAGAUGCUGUAAGAUAAGAUCCUGUAAUACGAAUUUGUGAGAGAUCUUAUCUUGACCUGUCAGACCUUAAGACAGGAAGGUAAGAAUUUUCUGUAAUACGGCCCCAGAUUCACUACGUGUUCUUAAACCGGAGAACUGUUCACACCUCUGUGCUGUCGAGUGUGUGUAGAUUCUGUUCUUGACUAAGCUACUGCUAGCGUCUAGUGCUAACAAGGAUAUUGAAGCAAAAACAGCUCAGAUCUGAGUCUUUAUCCUCUACAUUUACCUCAGUGCUGUAAAUUUACCUCAGUACUGUAAAUUUACCUCAGUGCUGUGUCAGUGAGCUGGAAUUUGCUGGGGGUUUAGCCUUCUCGCUAAGCUACUGCUAGCUUCUAGUGCUAACGAGGAUACUGAAGCAAAGGUAGCUUAAGCUAACAGCUCCACACAUGAAAAACAAUCUGUUCUUACCUAAGAACCUAAGAACAAAUCCCAAAUUAGAAAGCACUGGUGAAAGUCAGAAUCUUCAUCAAAACUGCAUGAAUGGGUACAUUUUUUUCUUAAGGACGGUUGGUGAAGGAGGCCCAUUGUUGCUGUUGAAACAAACUCUUCUAUCUCCAUUUUUGUCAUUUAUUAGUUUUUUUUUUUCAACAAAAUUUGAAAAUAACAGCUUUUACAUGAUACAUUUGAAUAAAGACUGAGCCAAUAGAAAUCAUCCAACAUGCUCGCAUUAAUUUCCAUAUCAAGUUAUGACUGUUUUUCCUUCUCCUGUGAAGCUCACAUUUUGGAGAUCGAGGUUUUGUUGCGACAGUGAUGACAUAUCAGUCUUAAACGCAGCUUGUUUAAGUCUGAGACACUAAGCUUCAGCUUAACCCAGGUUUAGAGACUCGAGCUAUGAUUAAUCUUGCACUAUCUAUGCACGAUCAGUCUCGCCGCAGCCACUGUGUUUGUGCUUACUGGACUAAAACUUACUAUAAAUAACAAAAAUCUAAAGUAUGGUUCGUUUCCUCUGAUAAAAGAGCGAUAUUUAUUAUGUGAUUGACGCCAUAAACUUCACUCAGGAGAAAAAGGAGGUCUAACUCUGCCAGAGGGGCGUUUUUAUGACCACUUUCUAGGGCCACUUUUAAUAAAAAUAAAAAUAGUAGACUUUGAGAAUAAAACUGUAAUAUUUUGAGAAAAAAGUCGUACAGUAUGAUAUUUUGAGACUGAAAGUCUUACUAUUUUAAGGAAAAAAAGUCAUAAUAUUAAAAAAAAAAAAAGUCAUAGAAUUACAACAUUAAAGUGGCAUUAAUACAGGAAAUAUUGUGGCCAAAGGCUUUGCGAAGGGAAGCAGCACUUCCUCGUGAGGAGGUGGUUUAGUUCUACUCUCAUAUCGAUUUACCCAUAAAGAAACACUCAGUCUCCCUGUCUCUCCUGCUCAUCAGCACCAGCCUGUUAUUAGUAUAAGAACCGGCUGAAACGGCGGAGCAGGAAACUGUUUAUCUAGAGUAAAGAGCCAGACGGACUCGGAGGAAACUGUCUGUCUGUGUUGUUGAAGGAGAAUCUCAGGCAGGGUCGUCUACACGGCUAUCAGGAGCUACAUCUCCCCCCAUUCAAAGAGGGCAUGAAGUUUCACACACAGUGAGAAUGAUAAAAUGAUUGUUCCCCAAAGAGACUGGAGUGAGAGGAACUCCGGCGCCAGUACAGCAACCGAGACCCCGACGCGUUAUGGCAGCCCCCUACAGUUAGCCCACUUUACCCUCCAAAUAUUACGACUUCAUUCUCGAAAUAUUACGACUUUUUUUCUCCAAGUCUACUGUUUUUAUUUUUAUUAACAGUGGCCCUAAAACGCUGUUGUACGUUUCUAAUUGGUCCAAGAUCCCGAACUUGACCAGUCCUGGACCAGGUUAGCUCAAAGCUGAUGUAGCCCAGUAAACAGUGAUCCAUUGUCUAGCGAUAGAAGAUCCAAUGUUAGAACAAACUAAGCUUUAAGUGAGCUGGCUGAGCAAGAAAUCCUGCUUCGGAAAAGACAAACCAAGCUGUGAAUUUACAAACACAUCCAUUAAUAUUCUGUAUAAUGUCUUCCUAAAGCAUUAUUUAUAUCUGGAGAUUAAGUACUUUAAAUUACACCAUUACUACAUGAAAAGUCUGGACCGUUUUCAUUGCCAUUGCAAAGGGGCGAACCAUCAUCUAUCAACAAACCAUCAUCUCCUGAAGAUAUGACUGUGCUGCAUGAUCAGCUACGGCUUGUAUGUAGCUUUUUGUAGAUAAUUUAGAAACACAUUUCAUUUAUUUUCAACACCAUUUGUCCUGAAAUAUGGCAACGUUUCAAAUAUAGACAUGAAUAUUUAUCCAAAA